AUGGCGCCGAAACAACUCACUCAGUGCCCCGAGAACCUGCGGGAGGCCAUAGAUUGGCUACUUCAAAACAAGUCAGAAGGCAACCUUCCAAAGCUGGCCAAUGCUGUUAAAGACCUGAUAGACCAGGCUGUUGAGGACGCUAGGAGUAGUCUGAUAUCUAAUAAAAAUGAGAAUGCAUGUGUAGAGGUGACCGCAAAAGACAUUGAACUUUGUGAGCUGCUUAAAUCCAGGUUGGAGUUACUGCAUAAACAUGAAAAGAAUCUUGAAAACUUCUUUGGUGAUAAAGAUUCUGGAAUAAACCCAUUAGCGGCGAUUAUAGAGAAAGUUUGUUCCGGUUUUGAGCAUCUCUUAGGUUACGAUUCUGGAAACUACACUGGUCGUGGCAUCGUGUAUAGCGAUUGCGAUCGUUUGCGUGACGCCGUUUUAAUGUACUUGCAUGGAGUAUUGGAAAGUGUUAAAAUGGAUCCAAGUAUACAGGUAUACAUGCCUGUAUCAGAGCCGAUUUUGGUAGUAGUUCUUAACACAUUAGAGUUCUCAGCUGGGAAGGGUUCUACGCGUUUUACGGAGUCCAUUGGUGAAGUUACCAAGUGGUUGAGUAAUUUUGAAAAGAUUUUCACCGCUUUAACUAAUGCAGCAAUAACGAAAUUUGAUGAUAUCAAAUUAGACCAUAUUGAGGGUACCAAAGGUUUCAAAAAGGCUCUGGAAGCAUUGAAUGGCGCGUCGCCCAGUAAGCGUAAUGCCGUCUUCGCUGCGCUGCAGAAGUGCCUUAAAAAAGCCAACGAAUUGGAAUCCACAACACUUAAAAAGGCUUUAGAGGCUAUUGAAGUUUUGGAUUCCGACAUUAAGAACAAGGUUCAGAAAUCUGUAAUGCAGGUUGAAACGUUGGUUAAGGCGUUCGCUCAGUCGGCGCAGAACACUAGUUUGCUUGAGGUGUUGGCAAAGGUUGAUGAAACAUUAGGACGUUUGCCGGUUGAAGUGGAACGUAAAAUUAAGAAUGGUGGGCAUGAAACUGUUGAACAAUUUAGGGCCAAAAUGGAGAUGCUGCAUGGGGGGGUGAAUACUCUUAAGGAUGAUCAGUUUAACGAGCUGAAAAAGUCCGUUGAUUCGGGUAUUAAGAAUUACGGUGACAAAGUUAGCAGCACGAUGAAUACUGUUUCCCGAGACUAUAAAAAUAAAAUAAUAGCUACCCUUACGACUGUCGUCGCAAAAGUUUCAGUCCUUUCAACCCAACUCAUUGACGCUCAGGCUGAAGAACUUGAAAAAGAACUUCAAAACCAGUUGGAAAGUUUACCUCUAACGGCGCUUAGAGGGCAAUUUGUGAAGAACGAGACGUAUGAAAGCCUGCUCAAAAGGAAAAAAUCAGAGAUUCAGAGUAUUAGAUCCCAACUCAAAAGUGAGAAUUUGGAUGAAGAAAACAUCCAUCAGUACAAAAGUAAAAUUUCAGGAUCAAUUAGUAAGGUUCUUGACGCUAUAAACAGAACCAACAGCGUCUGGCAGAAGGAAAUUCAGCAGCAGUUGCAGGGGUUGCAUAAAGAUGUUCAAAAUGUUCAUACUAUCAAACAACAGGCAGAAUCGCGGCUUUUGUUGGCACGACUUGAAAAACAGAUUGACUGCCUUGAACGUUUGGCAAAAAUGACCGGUGACGGCAGCGUUAAAGACACAUUGAAAACCGCUACUUCUAACGUUUCAAAGCUUAACCAAGAGCUUGAACGGACACGCGUUGAUGCAGCGUUUUGGUUGAACCAGCAUAGAGACUAUUUAAAGGACGCUUUCCAAAAUGCACAGCAAGCAUCGAACAAACUUGCAGCAACCAUAAAAGAAAAAAAUUCACAAGAUCCUGCCGUGAACUCCACUUCUGUUUUUACAAAUUCGAAGAUUGAUGAGUUACUUAAGAAAUUCGAGGAUGAAUUUAAGGGUCAUAUUAAAGAUCUAAUUGAGAAAGUUGGUAUGAAAUCUACCGACAAUAACAGUGUACACAAGCUCUUGGAUGAACUUCAAAGUCAUAUAAAUGCUCUACAACAUGCAAUUAGGAGUCUUACAGACCAUGUAUCCAUCGUAGAAAGAUCAUUGCAACACUGGAUUGGCAAGGCAAACCGUGACCUUACAUCGGCUUUCCAUGAGGCCAAGGAGGCCAUCACUAAGCUGGGGCAGCAGAUGAAAACUGAAGUUGAGAAUGCACUCACGGACAUUAUAAAGGAGGCCAAAGAAAAAUAUGGGCAAACUAUGAGUGCCAACCUUACAGAGUUAAACGAUAAUUUAACGUCGGAGAUUAAAAAUAUUAAAGACAUUAUAUAUGAAGACUUUAAUCACGGAGCCAAAGGCUUGUUGCGGCAGUUAAAUAGUUUUGUAAAUGGAAUUGAUAUCAUUAAGGACAUUAAGACGUCAACUUAUCAAAUCUUGGAUGCCCCCCGAAAAUCUUCGCUCAGUUUGGCGGUAUUAAUUGUCAAAAUAGGUUUUAAACGUUUCAUAAAGGGAGUAUCUGAACAACGUGACGUUAAAUCGGAGAAGUCAAAAAUAGAUGAAGUCUCCCAGAGCCUUGACAAAUUGCUUCAGCAAAUAUACACAUCCGAUCAUUUCGACAACGAUGUAAAUAUAAUGCGUGAUAGGUUUAUAGACACCUUGAACGCAUUAUCUGCUGAGACCAUGGAUGAUGCACCUAAAAGAGUGCUGAAGCCUUUGAAAUAUGGCCUCGAGAAAUUUGUAGAGGAGCUUAACAAGGCUUAUGUGUCAACGUACAGCUUACAGAAGUGGAACGAUGCAGAUAAAAUAAAAUAUGCGAAGGUCUUUUGUAGCGUUCUUGAAAUUCUAUAUGCAGACUUGGAUAUUUUACACAGUGAGUGUAACGCUAGAGGCACUUGGAGGGAUACAAGGAUUCGUUUAAACGAGCAAAAUAAUAAGGAGAAUCUCCUUGGCUACUUCCUCAAAAAGUGCGGUUACCGUGUUGCUUCAGGACAUGACAGGCAAGAUGGUGAAUUGCAAAAUAAAACCGAUUGCACGGGCCAGAGUAUUCUUAAACGUCUUACCAAUGAUAAAAAUGUGUUCAACUCACCCAACAAUGAUGCCGGUAACCUGUACAAUCUUUAUGAAACGCUUUACACUUACUAUAACAUUUGUCACUGCAAGUAUUUCCCUGAUGUCAAACAUCCAUGCACUGUUAAAGAUAUGCUGAUCUGGCUGACCGGUCUGUGGCAUCAUCCUAUGCUAGACCCACUCAAAGACCACAUCAAGGAGAUUUUAGUAGCACCCGAGAAAUACAAGAAUUCAAAUUAUUUGAGUAUUCCUAUUGAAGAACUAAAACUUGAUCCCACGUCUACUGUCACAGCGAAAAUGAUAUUCGACACGUUGCAAGAAAUUGGCACGCAAUCACACAACGUCCUCACCACCAUCCUGGGAUACGGUGGCCAAUCGGCCACCUAUGCCUGUGACUUUGCCAAUAACGCCUUAGGUUUACAUUAUCCUUCUACCGGCGACGAGUGCCUGCACACGUUGCUUGAUAUCCUUCGCAGAUUGUUCCCCGUGCUCAGAUUCCUGCAAAGCCAGUGUGGUAACCCGGCGUCGGACUAUGGGUGGUUUCAGUGCAGAUACGGUAAAGAUAUCGAACCAGCUAAUUGGCAUUGUGAUGAUCAUUCUACGACCAAAGUUGAUUGUAACAGCAGGUCACCACUAAUGUCAUACCUCAGUGAUUGCUUACCCGGUUACUUGCCUCACCAACUUACCAGCAUCGGUUGUGACCCCGUGUGUACCACUUGUUCCACUUCAGAAAAGGGCAUGCCUUGCCUGCUUCCCUUGGGCUUUAGAGCCUUUUCUGGAAGAACACGUAGAGGUAGUGACAUACGUGAGAUUCUAGAUAAAUUCUUCAAUAUCCCCAAUCAUUCAACCCUGUUUUGCCUGGUGGCCACACCGCCGGCCACACUGCCAGAGCAUUUCGGAUUUGUGUUAUCGAUAGUUAGGGAAAUUCAGAGCGGUGGCACUCCCCCAUUAAAAACGGCCAUAAAAUCAACCAUUAUCGAUUCAUCCAUUGGCAUAUACGACGAACUUGCCGAUCUCACCAGUGCGCUUCGUGAUACCUAUGGUUCAGAGUAUGUCAGACACAAUGAGUGUGUCCACCCUCACCUCAUUACUCUCACAAGCUCAAGCAUAUGUUAUGGCGAGAGUAAGAAAAUACACUGGGCCCCUUAUCUCCGUUCCUUGUGCACCGAUUUAUACAAGCAUUUAGCCAACAGGAACUCGGAACCAUACCUAUCAUGGGUUCUAUACCUGCCAUGGGUUUUCCGCGAUUGCUUGAAAAACUUACAUGACGCCUUCAACCAUAUCUCUUGUGAGGAUUGGAGUUGCCUUCGAUGUUUGGAUGGGGAUGGGUGCAGGAGCGGGCAACACGGCCUCGUUGAACAGGCAGAGGGGCAGCCUGCUAGGCCUUGUUGCCAAUGCCUCUCUGCCGUAAACUGCGAAGGAGUUUUGCCCACACUUUACAAAUAUGGUUUCACGUUUGGAGAUGUAUUUACUUUGAAAGACCCAAGCACCCGUAGGUCGUGUUCAGAUUUCUCCAACCACCUUCGAGAUGUGUUGGAUUCAGAACACUUCGGAAACCUUUUUACAAAGUGUGACGAGUACCUAUUUAAGACCAGAGGGCCGUUCAUCUGGACACUGUUUGCCCUAUGGAUCUUAUCGCUCCUCUAUCUGUUGUACGUCCUCCUCGGCUCCGUCGACACGUUCUACAUCCGCUCGCACUGGAGAUCAUUGUCAUCCCACAACAUAUAUGCCCAAUCGCUACUUGCCGCCUCCCGCGGAAACAAGAUCGCAAAGCUUGCGUACCUGCAGGUGUGA
Molecule: messenger RNA, 4824 nt
Organism: Babesia bigemina
Lineage: Eukaryota; Apicomplexa; Aconoidasida; Piroplasmida; Babesiidae
Product: Apolipophorin-III superfamily protein, putative
Exons: 1
Coding region: 1-4824 (1607 amino acids)
Source: RefSeq, a predicted model, not a curated record